GGAGCGGCGCUGGCCAUGUGGCCCGGCUGCGGCGGCCGAUUCUACUGGGCGCCCGCGCCGCCGGCGGGGGCGAGGGGCGUCGUGGUGGUCUUCGCCUGGGUCUGGAGCGACGAGGCGCAGCUGCGGCCCUUCGUCGACCUCUACGCCUCGCUCGGCUGGCGCUGCCUCGUAUGCCACCCGGACCUCGUAUCGCUGUAUCUCUCUGAGAAAGCAGCAACACUAGCAUGUGGUGUUAUUAGUGCGCUGGCGAAGGAAUUGAAAGUAAAGCCAUUACCAACUGUGCUUGCUUCUUUUUCUGGUGGUUCAAAGGGAUGCAUGUACAAGGUUAUUCAGUUACUAGAUGGAAAAUGCGAAGGAGAUGCAACAAUGAAGGACUAUCGGCUGGUGAGAAACUGUAUCUCUGGGCAAAUCUAUGACUCUGGUCCAGUGGAUUUUAUGAGUGAUGUUGGCACCCAGUUUCUCCAAAAUCCUGUGAUUGGCACUUCGUCUCAACCAUCCAUGAUACGCUCCUUGAUGGCAAAGGCUCUGGCAUCUGGAAUGGAUACUCUCUUCCCAAGCAGAAUUGAAGCUCAGCGUGCAGAAUAUUGGCACACACUGUACUCAUCAGCAGGGUUGGGUUCGGUUCUUAUAUUCUGCUCGGAAGAUGAUGAUCUUGCUCCAUGCCAUGUUAUCUGUGGUUUUGCCAGGCGUUUGGUUGAAUUAGGCACAGAUGUUAAAAUAAUCAAGUGGAGUGAUUCCCCCCAUACUGGCCAUUACAAGUUACAUGAAGCGGAAUACAGAACUGCUGUAGAUGAUGUACUGAAGAAAGCUCUUGUCACCUUCUGCCACAGAAGCCAGCUGAAUCGCACAAGUGUUGCAGGUGAUCAGGAGUACAAGAUAGCGCACUGUGUGUGCAAUCUACACAAUGUGGCUGCCAAUUCAAAUGAGAGCUUGAGAAGGGUAGCCAACAGUCCCAGUGACCACUUCUUCUUGCCAAGUUCGAAGGACCAUAAUGAAUCCAGGGAACCUGAUUCUUUGAUUGAGGAGCAGAGACGGCAACUAACUUAUCCACCCAGGAUGGAGCCCCAAGGAGUCCUUGGCCAAAUUAUGUUUGAUGUUUGCGUUCCGAAAAAUGUUGAAGGAUGGGAUAUCAAGCCAACAGUGUCUCCGAAUGGACGACCAGCAUUGUCUUCUGCACGGCAACUGGGACCUUUCAAUCCCAUCAAGUACCUCCGUCGUUCAAGACUAUAGUUUGUUUGCAGCAAAUGAGAAUUUUGUGUACAUAAUGGAGGCAAAGAUUAAAGUUCCCUUAAGAUUUGACUUAUUUGCUGUUUCUUCUUAUAUGCCUUUUGGCGAGAGAAUGUGCAUACCCUGUGUAUAUUAUGAGGGUGUAUAUUAGAAAAAGGAUUGGUAUAGGUAAUAGUGAAGCCGUUAAGGCGCAUACUAACAGUAUAGGGAAUGAACUGCAUUAUUAUUACCUUGUAAUCUUUUUAUUAUUCGUCUAAUAUUAUGUAAGCUAACUAUAUCGGGACAAAACAUUUUUCUUGCCAACA
Lolium rigidum is the source of this 1532-nucleotide messenger RNA. RefSeq lists its product as uncharacterized. Lineage: Eukaryota; Viridiplantae; Streptophyta; Magnoliopsida; Poales; Poaceae. The record is from RefSeq and is a predicted model, not a curated record. Bases 16 to 1230 code for a protein of 404 amino acids. The transcript has 7 exons.